Sardina pilchardus (European sardine) is the source of this 1576-nucleotide messenger RNA. It is a transcript of the gene hnrnpaba, whose product is annotated as heterogeneous nuclear ribonucleoprotein A/Ba. Gene Ontology annotation, cellular component: chromatin; nucleoplasm. Bases 184 to 1227 code for a protein of 347 amino acids. Lineage: Eukaryota; Metazoa; Chordata; Actinopteri; Clupeiformes; Clupeidae. The transcript is spliced from 9 exons. The record is from RefSeq and is a predicted model, not a curated record. Gene Ontology annotation, molecular function: RNA binding. Gene Ontology annotation, biological process: regulation of gene expression.
CUGCUUUUCCGGUCGUUCAAGACCAACCAUGCGCCUUAUCAGGAUAUGAGAGCUCAUAAUAGAUCACUCUUUUUUAUCUGGUGUGUGAUUGUGGCAUUGAUAGAAUAUCCGUCCUAAGAAGGUUUACGGCGAACUGUGUUGUCGUAAGAUUAGUUAAAAGAUAAUAGAGAACCCAACCCUGCCAUGUCGGACACGGAGCAGCAGUUUAUGGAAACUUCAGAAAACGGACAUGAAGAAGAGGAGGACUUGAAUGGAGCUGAUCCAACCGAAGAGCCAGAGGAGAAUGUAGCUCAGAACGAGGAGGCAGAAGUAAACGCGGACGAAGUUGGUGAAGAAGCUGCCGAGGCAGAUUCGCAAAAUGGUGUACCGGAUGGCGGACAGAUUAACGCCAGCAAAGGAGAAGAAGACGCGGGGAAAAUGUUUGUGGGAGGAUUGAGCUGGGACACUAGUAAGAAGGAUCUUAAAGAUUAUUUCUCCAAGUUUGGUGAAGUUACAGACUGUACCAUUAAAAUGGAUCAACAUACUGGAAGAUCAAGAGGAUUUGGUUUUAUCCUGUUCAAAGAGGCUUCAAGUGUGGACAAAGUGCUAGAACAAAAAGAACACAGACUUGAUGGGCGACAAAUCGACCCAAAGAAAGCAAUGGCAAUGAAAAAGGAACCACAAAAGAAAAUUUUUGUAGGUGGCCUUAACCCAGAAACUACUGAGGAGAAGAUCCGGGAAUAUUUUGAACCUUUUGGAGAGAUUGAAGCCAUUGAGCUCCCUUUGGACCCAAAGUCGAACAAAAGGAGAGGGUUCGUCUUCAUCACAUUCAAAGAAGAGGACCCAGUCCAAAAGAUCCUCGAGAAGAAAUUUCACAAUGUGAGCGGCUGUGACACAACAAACGGAAAAGAAGGACUGUGUGAGAUAAAAAUUGCCCAGCCAAAAGAAGUAUACCAGCAACAGCAAUUUGGGGGUCGAUAUGGCGGGAGAGGCAGAGGACGUGGAAACCAAGGUCAGAACUGGAACCAAGGUUAUAACAACAACUACUGGAAUCAGGGAUACAGUAACCAAGGAUAUGCCUAUGGGGGACAGCAAGGCUAUGGAGGAUAUGGCGGCUAUGGCAACUAUGGAGAUUACUCAACAGGUUAUUAUGGAUAUGGGGGCAACUAUGACUACAGCCAGGGCAAUGCAAGCUACGGCAAAACUCCAAGACGUGGCGGCCAUCAGAGUAGCUACAAGCCAUAUUAAAAAAGUGCAGGUCUGAAGUAACUGCUGAACAGGAGCCAAUGUUAUGCUCACAGAAGAGGAACACAUUUUUUUGCAUUCUCUUUGGCAGAAUUUGGGCUCAUUGGCUAUAUCUGGACUGAACAACUGAGGAAUGGGGGAAUUGAAUGUCUUUUUUUCACAAUUUAAUUUUAUCAUAUUCUUCCAUGUCCACAUUACAUUUCCAUGAUGGAAGUGUUAUUUUUACUGUACUUUUUGGUACCUUUUGAUUGUAAUGUAUCGUAUUUUACAUGUCUGCUGGACUUAACAGAAUUAUGCUCAGAACAAUUGGAGUGCUUUUGAAAUAAAUGUUUUUGAGUUUCUUUUCCCCUUU